Triplophysa rosa is the source of this 1919-nucleotide messenger RNA. RefSeq names its product C-type mannose receptor 2-like. The transcript has 4 exons. NCBI's taxonomy places the organism in Eukaryota, Metazoa, Chordata, Actinopteri, Cypriniformes, Nemacheilidae. The record is from RefSeq and is a predicted model, not a curated record. The coding region runs from base 493 to 1545 and encodes 350 amino acids.
AGUAAAAGUAACAUAAUACAAAGUGAAUAAAUUACAACAGUUGUUAAGACUAAAAUCUGAAGACGUAAUGAAUUAAAAGCACGGAUAAACCAAUGAGUUUUUAAAUUGGAUUUGAAAUCAUGGACAGAGGAUGCAGAUCUCACAGAUAAAGGAAGAUUGUUCCACAGUCUAGGACCGUAUAUUAGCAUUAAUAAAACCAUACGCCACAUUUGGCUGAUGUGAGGUUGAGACUCGUGGAAAAACUAGUUUCAGGACACAGGGAUCAUUGUAAUGACGUGUCGCCGGAAAACCACAGAUCAGAUGAGAUUUGGCAUCACUGCAGAAUGAGUCCUGUCAUAGAAAGAGAGAAGGAAAGAGACGCAUGUAAAUGUUUCAGGUGAAACUGAUGAUAGGAACUGAAGGAACAGGACAUGCAUGCAAAUGAGUCUGUUUAUUUGAGAGCACCUGAAGUUUGUUCAUUAACUCAGUUGUGUAUCGUCCGUCUCUCCAAACAUGACACUCGUCUCUCUUCUGCUCACAGCGGUUCUCAGUUUCUCGGCGUGUUCUCUGCGUCAGUAUCACUUUGUGAACCGAUCGAUGUCGUGGGCUGAAGCUCAGAGAUACUGCAGAGAGAAUCACACAGAUCUGACCCCCGUCAACAACACGACUGACCUGCAGAACAUCAUAAACACUGUCAACAGACAGACUGUUUGGAUUGGGCUGCACAAGAUGAAUAACAUUACAUGGAAAUGGUCUCUGGGAGACCAGGCGUUUUACAUCGGAAAUCAGUCACCGUAUCGAGACUGGGGUAAUGGACAACCAGACAACGGCGAAAAAGAUGACUGUGUUUUUAUGGAAAAGGACGGAAAGUGGCACGAUGCCCGCUGUACUGAUGGGAUCUCCUUCAUCUGCUACAACGGCAGCAGCAAAACAUUCAUUCUUGAACAUGAACACAAGACGUGGCAUGACGCUCAGAGCUACUGCAGAGAGAAGCACACAGAUCUGGCCCGUGUGACGAACAACAAUGAAAAUGAUCAGAUGAAGGAACUCAUCAAACCGAAUCAGAAUGCCUGGAUUGGUCUGUUCAGAGACUCGUCAGAUCAAACUGUCAGUCAAAUCUGCACAAAGGUUGAAGUAAGCCAACAUAGAUCCUGGAUUGACAACGACUGUAACAGAACAUUGCCAUUUGUGUGUCAUAACGACAAGUUGAUUUUGUUCCGAGAGAAUGUGACGUGGACGGGCGCUCUGGAACACUGCAGGAGGAACCAGAUGGAUCUGGUGUGUGUGGAAUCAGAGGAGAUUCAGCGUGGUGUGAUGAACGUGAUGAAAGACGCCUCCACCUCUGAGGUUUGGUUGGGUUUACGUCACUCUUGUGUCGUGGGCAUCUGGUUCUGGGUGAGUGGAGAGACCAUGUGUUAUCAGAACUGGGCCGAAGGGAACGGGACGGGUGAAGAGGACUGCAGGGACGGCGGGCGAGCGGCGGCGAUUCAGACGGGACCAGAUCGCACCUGGAUCAGUCUUCCUGGAACUCGCAAACUCGACUUCAUCUGCAGCAAAAUACCAUAAACACACUUAACAUUCCUCUCUUUCUCUCUCUCACACGCUGAAACACAUUUACAUCACUUCAUUUUGCUUUACUUCACUCUUAUUUCAUUUAGCACAAAUCGUAUAAGCCAUCUGAAAAAAGACUCCCAACUGAAAAUAUUUUAAAGAGCCUCUUGCUACUUGUUUUGCGUUCACGACCAUAUUAACUGGGUGAUGAGUGGUGCUUUUAUAAAUUAAUGUUUAAGAAUAUCAAUUAUAAUCAUUAAGCACAUACUGUAUGAACAUUUGGUGUAUAAAAUAAUCAUUUGAAUUAGAUUGUUUUUUUGGGGUGGGGGGUUAUCUAUCAGACUGUGUUUGCUUGUGUGUUCAUAUUUGUGAGUCAAUAAAACUUUGGA